AUUUUUAAUUUAUUUUAAUUAAUUUUAUACUUUUAUAUGAUAUUGUUGAUAUAUUCAAUCGUUUGAUACUUAUAUUAAUGUUAAUUUUUAUUUUUAUUUUUUGUGUAUAGAUAUGGAUCCAUCAAAUUUAUACGUACAUCCUGGUCCAGUAGAGCAUGAUGCAUUAAAAAUUCAAGUUCAUCAUCGUUCCGAAGGAAUUUGGAAUGGUAGCAUAAAAGAAGAGAGAUGUUGCUUAUAUACGCGUCGUGGUGAUAUUGAAUUUUGGCAACAUUUAAAAUAUCAUCCAUUACAUUCUCGCAUCCUUCAAUAUUUUGAAAAUUGUAGAUUUAAAGGAAUUCUUGAUGUUGGAUGUGUGCCGUAUGACUCCGGAUUAAUUUCUGCUUUAAUUGAAAGGUGGCGUCCGAAAACUCAUACUUUUCACAUGCGAACUGGCGAGGCUACCAUAACUUUACAAGAUAUUGAAAUUUUAUUCGGAAUGGUAGUAGAUGGUAGUCCUAUAAUUUUAAAUGGAGCUGAUUCUUUAGGGAUUAUAGGUAGACAAGAAAUGAUUUUUCAAUUAACAGGAUGGUUACCCGAUACUAGUUGUUUUUCUGGUGUUAGUACAUUGUCAACAUAUAAAUUGAUUGAGUAUAUCGAAGGUUUGGAAGUUAUUAACGAUAACUCAACUUAACUGAGCAUGAAGUUCAACAAAGAUUUAGAUUAUAUUUAUUAUGGUUAUGUGGUGGAUCAAUAUUUCCGGAUAAAUCUAAUAAUAAGAUUAAUUUGGACAUUUUGAUUGACAUGAGAAAUUUAGAUUUAAUGUCAACUCAAGCAUGGGGAUCGGCCGCAUUAUCAUAUUUGUAUAAUUGUUUAUGCCGUGCGUCAAUGAGAAAAUCAAAUGAAGUUUGUGGAUUUCUCUCUUUAGUGCAGGUAUACAUAUUUUUUGAUUAAAUAUUUUUUAUAUACUAGUAAUAUGCACUUUUAAAUUUAAGUGCAUUAUAAGUAAUGGUGAAUUUAUUUAUUGUAGAUUUGGGCAUGGGAAAGAAUUAUUCCCCUGCAACCAUUGUCAAAGCCUCUAAGAACCAAUCAAUUUGAGGCUUUAACUGCGCUUGCACGUAAAUGGACGCGACGUAGAAAUCAUCAAAAUGAGGCACGAACUGUAAUCGGUGUGAUUAGGGAUGUACUUGAUAAUCUAACUGAUGAACAGUUUAUUUGGCAGCCUUAUUCGGAAGAUGUUAUUAAUGGAUUGCCUGAGUGGUGUCGGUCAGGACAACGUGUCUGGAUGGCACAGGUGCCACUGAUUUAUGGAAUUUAUCGUGAGUGGCACAUGGUUGAUCGUGUUGUGAGACAGUUCGGUUAUUUACAACAUAUUCCUGGACCGUGUACCCAAUUUUCCGAAUAUCAUUUUAAGCGUGAUAAACGAUCAAAAAUAAAACAAGAAGAUAUAGAUGCAUUUAACUAUACACAAUAUUUAUGGGAACAAUGUCAAAAUCGUAUAUUUCGACCUCCAUUUGUAAGUGAUCAAACAGAUUACUUCCGUUGGUACAUGAGGCAUACCCGCAUGGUCAUUGGAAAUCCACAACAUGUUGUACAAAAAGGGUAUCAACACAUGGCAGGAAGACAUGAGGCAUUAGCUAGGGGUCAUGAAAUGCAGUAUCGUCGAGCUCGGAUGAUUGAAAAUGAUGAAAAUCAAUCUAAUGAAAUGAGACAAUAUGCAGCGGAAGUCGCUCGUAUUUCAAUGGAGUCAAUGAAUGCAGCCUUUCAGGGAACGCGAUUGAGCUUUGAUCAUGAUUACAAUCCUCCCACUCAAUACGAUGAACCACCACCAGUACAAGUAUCUCGCCGAUCACGACAAACAACACCGAGAGAGGGUGCUCGUCGAGGUAGAAGGACCACUAGUGAAAUAGCUGAUUUUUCUGCAGGGCCCUCUAACACUAAUGUGGCGACUCCCGAGCCUUAUUAUCCCACAUUUGAUUUUUCUGUAGGGCCCUCUAACACUAAUUCGAAUUUUUCUAGUCAGCAAACAGUUGGUUUUGUAACUCCGCAGGUUCCAAUAUCUGGGUUUGCACAAUUUAGUGGUUCUCAAUAUGGUUUUCAACAUGGUAUGCGUGAAUUUCCGAUACAUAAUUCUCCAUUUGGUGGAAGAUUGAAUUUUUCGAAUGUAAGUAUAAUUAUUUUCAUACAAUUUUUUUAAACUUUUUAUAAUUUUUUUUAUUUUUAUUGCAUCUUUAUUUGAUUAUAUUAUGUUAUAUUGUAUUAUAGGUAAUUGCGUUUGAUGAUUCAAGAUUUAAUGCUGGGGCUUCACAAAAUUUAGUUCUUAAUAGACAAAAUCCACCUCGGAGAACAUCUAGGCUACACAAAUCAACUAGAUGUGGAACAGGCAGUCACUAUCAAAAUGAGGAAGAUUUUGAAAAUGAAGAUGAAAAUGAAGAUGAGAAUGAAGGUGUAGAAGAUUCGGAUUCAGAAGAAUAAUUUUUUUUAUGCACCUUUAUUCUAAAAGGCUGAAGAUUCGAAUUUUGAAAUAUGUAAAUUUUGUUGUUUCGUGCAAGUUUGAACAAAGUAAUGAGAUUAUGUUUGAACAAGUUUGCAGGAUUUACUUUUCUUUUUGUAAUAGGUCAAAUCAAUACUUUUUAUGUUAUGUCAAA
This is a messenger RNA of Solanum lycopersicum (tomato), 2624 nucleotides long. NCBI's taxonomy places the organism in Eukaryota, Viridiplantae, Streptophyta, Magnoliopsida, Solanales, Solanaceae. The record is from RefSeq and is a predicted model, not a curated record.